CCAUCAGCCAUGUGAAUGUGAUCGCUUCACAAGCUUACAACAACCCAAAAAAAAGCAAAGUUUUUUUUUUUGCAUCUCUCAGAGCACUAUGGGUUCUUCACAAUCUGCGCUAGUUGAAGAAGAAGAGGAAACUGACAAUGAAGAAGAAGAAGAAGAAGAUGAAGAGGAAGACGAUCAUGGCAGAUCAUCAAACACAAGAGAAUUAGACAAUCUCCUAGUGAAAAAAGUACUCGAACAAGAGCCUGAGAUGUUACCAUGUCACGCUUCAGCUUCACCGCUUUCACCACAGCUAUCAUCUCUCGGUACUCCACGGCUUGGACCUUCGAUUAAAGUUUGGGAUCCUUACAACGUCCUCUCCCCUCCGCUGCACCCUCACCCGCACCCGCCGCCUAUCUUCUCGCGAAUCGCGUCUGGUGACGAAGAUCGUUCCGUGACGGAGGUUUAUCUCAUUAGCCAUGGUGAGUGUGAUCUCAAUUUGAGACCUGAUUUGGUUGGUGGGAGAUGUCAUGUUGCUGCGCUUACUCCUAACGGUAAACGCCAAGCUAGGGCUCUUGCUGUUUUCUUUAAAUCUCAGGGUGUUCGAUUCACUUCUGUUUACUCUUCCCCUUUGGAUCGAGCUAGAUCCAUGGCUGUUUCGGUUUGUCAGGAAAUGAGUUUUCCAGAGGAGCAUGUACAAUCCUCAGAUGCUAUUAUCGAGAUGAGUCUUGGGGAUUGGGAAGGUUGCAAUCAAUCAGAGAUUUUUAGUCCCGAAACCUUGAGUUUGAUUGAACGAUGCCAGCCUGAUUUCACGGCCCCAUCUGGAGAAUCACUCAGGCAAGUAGAGUUCCGAAUGGUUCAGUUUCUAAACGGGACAGUCUCAGGGGUUGCCGAGAAGCUCAGGUCAGAUUUUUCUUCUACUAUGAAUCACAACGAAACUCAUGAGCGUGAUGGUUCGUCUUCACUUCCCUCGACCAACUGGGACUUGCUUCACAAACAUCGUCCGAGUCUUACAAGGAAGAAAUCUGGUAAAAGCAGACUUCAAGUAAUGACCAAUCACGAGCCUGACGAUGGAUCCCCAAGGGAAGAAGUUAAUCACAAUCACAAUGACCUAAGUGAUUCCUCUUCCCUAAUCUCAAAUUGCAUCGGGGUAUUCACGCAUUCUUUGCCUAUAAAGUGUCUUCUAACCGGAAUCCUCGGUUGCAGUCCGGUAAUGAAUCAUAAGAUCUGUGUAGAAGACUCUUCAGUGACAGUGUUACAGCAUUCUUGGAGAAACGGGUGGCAGGUCAAACGAAUGAACGAUACUGCUCAUCUUAGAUUGUUGUAGCUUUUAUUUACCGAUAAAUUAUUUGGGAUAACGAGGAUUCACAUAUAUCAUGUAUACACGACAAAUCUGCAGAAGAUCAAGAACAAAUGUUUUUGCGGAUGACGAAGAAAUGCCACGACCUCUUUGUAAUGUUUUGUUUGUGAAAGGAGAAAAAAAAAGAAAAAAGAUAACAAAUAGGAUUCAUUGGUUUUGAUCUUUGUUGUUGUUUUGGUUUUGGUUGAUUCUUUAUAUUUGCAAGCUUCAUGAAAUUACCUUUUUUUGUCAUAUAUUUUUAUUGUACAAGAUUAAGAACAAAGCAUUUGUGUUCUGUCUGAUAUUUAAGAAUAAUAUUAGCCAAAAAAGUAA
Molecule: messenger RNA, 1648 nt
Organism: Camelina sativa (false flax)
Lineage: Eukaryota; Viridiplantae; Streptophyta; Magnoliopsida; Brassicales; Brassicaceae
Source: RefSeq, a predicted model, not a curated record